Trichogramma pretiosum is the source of this 1972-nucleotide messenger RNA. Its product is annotated as cytochrome P450 6j1-like. NCBI's taxonomy places the organism in Eukaryota, Metazoa, Arthropoda, Insecta, Hymenoptera, Trichogrammatidae. The coding region runs from base 266 to 1768 and encodes 500 amino acids. The transcript has a single exon. Gene Ontology annotation, molecular function: monooxygenase activity; heme binding; iron ion binding. The record is from RefSeq and is a predicted model, not a curated record.
UAUUUCUCUAGACCCAUGUGUUCCGUACACAGCAAGUUGGAACAUGAGUUGUGAUACAUUAAAAAAUGACCCACGCAAGUGCACUGCCUAAUCGAACGUGGAAUCCAUCAUAUAUAGAAGAUACAAAUUGCUGGAUGUGUAACUGAUCGGCAUAUUUAUCUUAUCGUUUAUACUCAAGCCUUUUGUGCUAUUAUCUAACAGAUUUAUUCCAGUGCUACUGUUACACAUAACCUUACAGACAGUCUUUCAAAAUUGUUACACUAAAAUGGAUCUUUUUUACUCAAUUGGACUUUUCGUGAUUAUUUUUAUCGGUAUUUUAUAUUAUUCUGCGACUACUUUUGAUUUUUGGACCAGACAAGGCAUUUAUACUGAUAGGAAUUUAAUUCCAAUUUUUGGAAAUGCAUUACCUGUAUUGUUAAUGCGCAAAAAUCUUUCAAUGCUUUGCAAUGAGGCCUGCAAGAACUUGUCCUCAAAUUACAGUUUAAUUGGUAUGUUUUUUAUGCAGACACCAUUACUAGUCAUACGCGAUCCAGAAUUGAUUAAAAAUGUUUUGAUUAAACACUUCAAUUAUUUUCGGAAUAAUGCCUUAUAUGUGAACGACAGAGAUGACCCGUUUAUGGUUAAAAAUCCAUUUUUUGCAGUCGACGAGUCUUGGAAACAAAAUCGAGCUUAUUUAGUGAGCAAAAUGUCACCAAAAAAACUCAAAACACUUUUUCUGAUUAUCAGUGACAUAUCAAUAAAAUUCAAAAAUUAUCUAAAAGAACUACUUAAAAAUGAAGGAAGCAAUAUUGUAGAGCUAAAAACAAUUAUUAUGAAAUUCACUGGUGAAAUCGUAGCUAAUACAGCUUUCGGUAUUGAAGGUCAAGGUUUCAAUAAAGAUAGAGAUCCAGAUUGUUUUACAGUAAAACUUGAACAUUUUUUACAACCAACUUAUUUAAGUGGUGUCAAAGAAACCAUUCGAUUUUACUUUCCCAAUCUAGCAAGUUUUUUGAGGAUAGGUUUUUUACCAAUGAAAUUAUCUAUUUUUCUUUUGAAAACUAUCGAAGACGUUUUCAAUUAUAGAGUAAAGAAGCAUAUUGUAAUUAAUGACUUAUUACAAAUGGCAAUCGAGUCAACAGAUAAUCCAAAUUUAGAAGUAGUCUCAGCACAUGUAAGCGCUUAUUUUUUCGAUGCUUAUGAAACUUCUGCGACAAUUGCUUCGUUCGCUUGUUAUAAUUUAGCGUAUUAUCCAGAUAUUCAAGAAAAAACUCGCAAACACAUUGAAAAGGUCUUAAACGACCAUGAUUUCAGAUUGAGCAUUGAAGCCCUUAGAGAUAUGUUUUAUUUAGAUCAAGUAAUUAACGAAACAAUAAGAUUGCACCCAAUCUUAGGAAUCAAUAUCAGAUCCUGCAAUCAAGAUAUUUCUCUUCAGUCAUCAGAUGGUCAAAACGUCCACAUCAAAUCAGGAAAUUUGCUGUGUAUUCCAGUACAAAGUAUACAUACUGAUGAAAAAUACUGGAAAAAUCCAUUUGUUUUUGAUCCUGAUAGAUUUAGUGAAGAUAGGAAAAAAGAAAUCGUCAAGUUUACUUUUUUACCGUUUGGUGAAGGCCCACGUAUAUGUGCUGGUAAAAAUUAUGGCAUUAUGAUCGUCAAGGUAGCUUUGAUAAUAAUUUUAAGAGAUUUUAUAAUAAAAGGAUUGCAAGAAAAAAUGCCAGCAAUGACUUACGAUCAUCGUAGCUUCUUGACAGCCUCUAAAGAUGGUCUGCAAGUACAUUUAAUAAAAAGAUAAUUUAGGAAUAUAUAAUUUAUAAAAACUUAUUCGUUGACCAUUUAUUAUUGUUAUUAUAAAAAUGAAAAGUGUAUUAAUCUGGUUAGAUAUAAAAAGUAAUAAUAAAUAAAAGUGUAUUAAUUUGUGCCAGUCCAGAAAAAUAGUGUAACCUUUUUUUUUUGACACACAAACUUAUGACGUACAAAAUUUUUUUAACCAAGGCUC